Messenger RNA from Poeciliopsis prolifica (blackstripe livebearer), 1719 nucleotides. RefSeq names its product sialic acid-binding Ig-like lectin 12. NCBI's taxonomy places the organism in Eukaryota, Metazoa, Chordata, Actinopteri, Cyprinodontiformes, Poeciliidae. The record is from RefSeq and is a predicted model, not a curated record.
AUGAGACUAAUAGCAGCUCUUUCUGGGAACACGCUGCCAGUCAGCAUGUUACUGAGUGCCUUCUUUCUUCCAGGUGCUUUGGCUAUGUACUGUGAUAAGAAACCAGCGGCCUUCAAUAUCACUGCACCAAGCAACAUUGAAGCUCUGAGUGGAUCUUGUUUGGAGAUCCCCUGUAGUUUUACAACAAAUCAUCCAAAAUUUAACAGAACCAAUAGUGUCCAUGGAGUUUGGAUGAAAAAUAAUUUAGACUUUGACUCUAAUCCAAAUUAUGUAAUUUUCAACAGCAGUAAGUCAGUAAACACCUUUUCAUUGGAGUUAAGCGGAAACCUUGCAGAGAACGACUGCACCACUCUGUUUCCUGAUGUUAACUCAAGUCACACAGACAAAUAUUUCUUCAGGAUUGAGAACGGACAAUUCAGAGCAACAGGCUGUGCUCAUCCUCUCAAUAUAACAGUCACAGAUUCUCCCUGGAGUCCUACCAUUUAUGUUCCCUCUGACCUGAAGGAGCAUCAGUCUGUCACUGUAACCUGCUCAGCUUUCACUCCCUGUCCAAACUCACCUCCUGAACUCACCUUGAAUCUCCAACAAGACUCUCUCAGACACACAGAAAACAGAGAUGGAACCUUUACAACUAAAAUCCAGGAGAUCAUCACUCUGUCAGACACACAUGAUGGAUACAACAUCAGAUGUUCUGCCAGAUAUCCUGUGAUUGGAGGAAACAAGACAGCAGAGACAGAAGUGACUCUCAGUGUUUCAUAUGCUCCUAAAGACACCUCAGCAUCCAUCAGUCCAUCAGGUUUGGUGUCAGCAGGUAGCUGGGUGGAGCUGAGCUGCUCCAGCAGAGCCAAACCUCCACCCACAUUCACCUGGUUCAGGAAAAGUGAACAUGGAGACAUUAAUGUGUCUGUGGGGCCAAUUUAUGAACUCCAGUUGAACAACAUGACAAAUAUAGAAAGUCAUUUUUGUGUGGCUGCAAAUAUUCUCGGUAAUCAGACAACGUCAUGGAGUCACUUGAAAAAUACAGAAAUGGGGAUGCAGACAGUUCUUGGCUUAGUUAUUUUGCUGUUUAUUUACGUUGGGAUCAUCGUCUUGGUUUUCUUAAUUUGUUUCAUCAAGUCCAAACAGCAAUCUCCCCAACAGCCUGAGGCUGAACCAGAUGAGGAUGUUACAGUUCAAAUGCCUCCUGAUAAAACUGAAGAACUCCAGUAUGAGGACAUGAACGUUUUUCAGGGACGACCAGAAGCUUCCAAUGAAUCUAUAAAGCAGAGAGGACAGGAGGAGAUAGUUUACUCCCAGAUCAAAAAGUUCAGGGCAAGAAACUGCUCAGUGCAGACCUCUGACAGUUCGGAGGAAACUUACAUUGAAAUGAAACAUCAAUAACUGCUGUUGUGCGGUCACAGAAACAUAUUUUUUGUCUUUACGUCAGAUCUUUAUGAUUCUCUUUCCCUGUUGCACUUAAUUUCUCCAUAGUUUUAUCAUUUGGCUUUUUGGAGGCUUUCUUCUGGGUGAUGAAGUUUGUCAGACUUGACAGCAUGUCUGCCACAACUCAUGCGUUUUUUUUUUUUUGUGAUCUUAAAAUACAUCCACAGUUGUGCCUCCUGUUAACGCAGAUGAUUCAGUUAACCUAUGAGGAGUGUGUGGAAGGAAACCCAAAUGGUUUGAUCUGAGUCAUAUGCUUUAAAAGACAGUUGUCCCUGACACCGACGUGUCAAGUUUUUA